GUCAUGGAGUGAGCCCCCAUUCCCCUAAUAUCAGUUUCAAAGCAACGACCUUUUGAUUCCUCUCCGCCGUUAACGUCCGUACACUUUUAGGGUUUCCACACUCGGAGCAGAGCAGAAAUGGAAGAGACAGCUCCGGUGACGGCGAAAGACUCGGACUUGAAGCGGCAGAGAAGCUUCGGCAAAGCGUACAAGACCUUCCAAACGCAGGCGACUUCGCUCGUCGGGUUGGCCCGGCAGUUCAAGGAGCUCCAGGCGCGGUGGGGGUCCACGGAGGACGAGCUCCGGAAGCGGUUCCGGGAAGUCCGGGACCGGGAAAGGGAGGUCGUCGUGAGAGAGAAGCAGUUGGAGGAGAAAGAGGCGAAGUGGAAGCAGGUCGAGAUGGAAGCGCAGAAGAAAGAGGUGGAAUCGAGUAAGUACCACUUGCUUUUCCUGAGGCCAUUGAUCAGUAAACAUGUUCAAGAGCUUGAUGAUUUGAAAGUGAUGGUGAGUGAGAAGAAGAAAGAGCGUGAUUUGAUCGAAAAAAGGGGUUUAGAGUGGACUGAGAGAUUGAAUUCUGUUGAGAAAUGUGUGGAGGAGAAGACGAAAGAGCUCGAGUCGAAGGAGGAGGAAGUGAGAGGGGUGGAAGGGAGGUUGAGGAUUUCUAGGGAGGAGAUUGAGUUGAAGGAGAGGGAGUUGAGUGGGAUUUUGGAGACAAUUGAGGAGUGCAAGAGAGAAUGUGGUUUGAAAGAAGAGGAAAUUGAAGCGAAACGAAGGUACAUCGAUGAAUGGGAGAAGGAGAUGGAUUUGAAGAGAGAGGAACUUGUUGAUCAGCUUGAUGCUAUGAAAAUACUAGUUAGAGAGAAGGGGAAGGAGUGCGAGUUGAUCGAAAAUCGGGUUUUGGAGUCAUCAACGAGAUCGUAUUAUUUUGGGAAAUGUGUAGAAGAGAGGAGGAAAGAGUUUGAGGCUAAGGAAAAGGAACUGAAAGAGGUUCAGGGGUGUAUUGAGUUGAAGGAGAGGGAAUUAGAUGGGAUUUUGAAGUCGAUUCAGGAGCACACGAAAGAAUGUGAUUUGAAAGGAAAGCAAGUUAAGGCAUUGGAGUGGUCCAUUGAGAAAUGUGAAAAAGAGAUGGAAUUGAAAAGGGAGGAGUGGUCUCGUAAGCUUGAGUUGAAGGAGAUGGAACUAGAAAGGUUGUUUGAGAAGUUUGAGUUGAGAGGGCAACAACUUGAGCCGAUAGUUGAAGAGCUUCGUGGUAUUGAUAAGAGGGUGGAUGGAUGCUUAAACGAGGGUCUGUGUGAAGAGAGGUACUUGCAGACAUGUGAAAAAUUGAUACAAGAACGCGAAAGGUGUUUGGAUUCAGUGUCCCAUGAACUUAAGAUGAAAGAGAGGCACAUUGAAGAGGAGGCCAAAGAGCUUGAAUUGAAAAAAAUACAAUUUUAUUCUCAAGUGAAGACUCAGCAGUUGGAAAGAGAAAAGCAUUUUGCUUCACUUAAAAAAUGGUUAGAACAACAAGAUCAGUCUUUAUAUGCACUCCAAAAGUCGAUAGAAGAGGUCAAAAAGCUUUCAGAGAGGCGACUUGAACAGCAGGGUGGAGUGAUUGAGUUGAAACAAAAACUAUUUGAUUCUCAGCUAUUGGAAAGAGAAGAGCAACUUGGUUCAAUUGGAAAGUCAAUAGAAGAAUGUGAUAAGCAGUUCAACGGAGUUCAAAAGUUGGUUCGAGAGCAGAAAAAGCAUUUGGAUUCACUGUCCCAUACACUCCAUAUAAGAGAGACGCAAGCUGAAAAGCAGGUCAAAGAGCUUGAGUUGAACUUAAAACAUUCUGAUUUUGAAGUGAGUACUAAGCAGUUGGAACUUACCCCUGCCGCUGAUGAUAUGAUUAUUCCUCACUCUGUAAGUGAUCAACCCAACAUCAAUAGGGAUGAUAGAAGCUUCGAGGUGAUCCCUGGUAUUAUUCGGAAUCUUAUCGAAAGAAAGCAGCUGCUUAAGGCUGUUACAUAUAUCUGCACCUUCAAGCAAAUUGACAAGUUUCCCCCAGUACCACUCUUGAAAGAAUUUGUGGAGGAUGCAAAGAAGUCUUGCACUGAAUUAAUCUUCAGUAAAGAGAUAUCACAUGAUGUAAAGGAGAAGGUUGUAGAUGACCUAAUAGCUGAUCUAAGAGCUGUGAUUCAGUGCAUUGAAGAUCACAGCCUCGAGUCGCAGUACCCACCAACUGACUUUAGCAUCCUAAUUCAAGGGCUUGGGGAACUAAAGGAGAAUCCGAAGCUGGUGCUAUCUCUUCCGUCCAAUGUUGAAAAACAAGAGCAAAGAAAAGGAAGGAAACGAAGUUCCAGCAGUGCUCCCUCCACAUCUCACACAUAUCAGCUGCGUAAAAGAACAUAAUUGCUAAUCUUAUUGCCAUAGGGGAUGCUGUGUUGUAUUGAAGUCUUUUUUACACU
This is a messenger RNA of Rosa rugosa (rugosa rose), 2411 nucleotides long. RefSeq lists its product as uncharacterized. The transcript has 3 exons. The coding region runs from base 118 to 2355 and encodes 745 amino acids. NCBI's taxonomy places the organism in Eukaryota, Viridiplantae, Streptophyta, Magnoliopsida, Rosales, Rosaceae. The record is from RefSeq and is a predicted model, not a curated record.